GAAAAAAUUUGUACCCUUAAGAGAGAGGGAGAACCAUAAAUGAUAUAAAUCUUGUGUUCUGACCCCUUUACCGAGUAUCCCUUAUUUUCACCCUCUCUCUCUCUCAAGAAAUCAAUAGCUCCAUGCUUCUCUACCAAUUGGAUAAUUCUAAUUGACUACACUCUGCUUAGUAUCCCUCUCAAAACAUCAAGACAUCAACAUAAUCUGUUUUGGAUAGUGGUUUGUUUCUUGAUUUUCCAAGAUCUCGCCCUCUGCUGUUCUUCUCACUUAAAGUUGAUUCCUUUUUAUCAUAUUCAGUUAUAAAGAGAGAUACAUUCUUGAUCUUAGAGCUACAAAAGAAAAGGAAGCAGAGGAGUAUUUAAAUUCUCACUUUCUUGUAUUUACUCUGCCUUUCCUUCCUUCAAAAUUCAGAGUGGUUUCUAGCUGUUUCUGUUGAUCUAAAGUGUUUUUCUAUCUGGGUCUUGAUUUAACUUGAAGAAUUAACGUUGAGUUUGUGUUGUUUGAUUACCAAGACAAGUAAUUUGGUUUCUUCAAUAUUGAUCAAAGCAGAGUCUCUGUUUUGUAGUGUAACGGUUGAGUUUCCUUCAAGAAAAAAACAAAACAAUAUAAAACAAAGGAGUAAUUCCCACUCGAGAGAAGGUUUUAGUGUUCCAAUUUGAAGAAAAAAUCUUGCCUGAAUUUUCAGUCUCCGGUGACAGGGAAAAGAUUUGAUCUUUAGACAACAUUGUCAUUUUUUCCUUCUUGUUGCCAACAAAAACUUAUUUAUUUUAGUUUCUGUUUGAUAAAGAUAAAGAUAAAAGUAAAAGAAGUGAGAUUUUUUUUUUUUAAUUUUUCCUUAUAUUUAGAUGUCCAAACGUCAAAAAAUAGAUUUCUCUAACGUUUCUGUUUCUUUCUUUGAAUAGGGAAAUCGUAUCCCUAUAAUCUCUCAUUCUCUCCGCUCUUUCUUCUUAUCUCUCUAUUGUCCCUCCUCUGUUUUCACAGGGACAAGAGGAAGACUCUUUGACUCGAGAUUUCCUGUCUUUUUUAAUCUAAAAUCAUGUUUCUCGACAAAGGGUCAAUGCAAUCAAACCUCGAUUGUUUCCUUCAUUGCACAACUCCGCUGGUCCCAUCUCAAUCCCUCCCCAAGAGGGAGAUUAGGAAUCUAAACAGACUAUGGCACCCAUGGGAGAGAGACACAGUGGAGUAUUUUACAUUGGGUGAUCUAUGGAAUUUUUAUGAUGAAUGGAGUGCUUAUGGGGCUGGAGUUCCUAUUGCUUUGGACAAUGGUGAAACCUUGGUUCAAUACUAUGUGCCUUACCUCUCUGCUAUCCAAAUUUUCACAAGCAAUUCUCCAGUCAACAGUUUCAGGGAAGACACUGAGUCUGGUGAUGGCGAAACGAGAGACUCGUUCAGCGAUUCGUGGAGUGAUGAUAGUGAGAGUGACAAGAAAUGCAGGUGCGAUGGAUGCUCAUCAGAAGGAGGGUCAGAGCAAGACAACCCUUGUCCAAGAAAUAAUAGACUGGGGCGCCUAUAUUUUCAAUACUUUGAGAGAUCAACUCCUUAUGGAAGAGUUCCUUUGAUGGACAAGAUUAAUGGAUUUGCUCGACGAUUUCCGGGUUUAAUGUCAUUGAGAAGUGUAGAUCUUUCACCGGCUAGUUGGAUGGCAAUUGCAUGGUACCCUAUCUAUCACAUUCCAAUGGGAAGAACCAUAAAGGACUUGUCUACAUGCUUCCUCACUUACCACACCCUCUCAUCAUCUUUUCUAGAUAUGGACGUAGAAGAUGACAUUGAGAGUCCGGAAAAGAAGCGAAAGGAAGGGGAAAACAUCACUCUCCCUCCAUUUGGUUUGGCCACUUACAAGAUGCAAGGGAACGUGUGGGUCUCAGGCAAUUGCGGUCGGGACCAGGACAGGCUAGUGUCACUUUUAAGCGUGGCAGAUUCAUGGCUAAAGCAACUAUGGGUCGAGCACCAUGACUUCAAUUACUUCACGGGGACGCGGCGUGGCCAAUACCAUAACUUAAAAGAUUUCACUUUUGAAACUUCCCCUUAACAGGGGGAUUGAUCACUAAAAUCCUCCUCUUUUUUGUUGGAUCUCCGGCGUGGACUUUGUGUCUGAGGACUCUAGCUAGUUCUUUCUCGCAACCAAGCUCAAUUUCUAGCCA
Molecule: messenger RNA, 2141 nt
Organism: Populus euphratica (Euphrates poplar)
Lineage: Eukaryota; Viridiplantae; Streptophyta; Magnoliopsida; Malpighiales; Salicaceae
Exons: 6
Coding region: 1037-2029 (330 amino acids)
Source: RefSeq, a predicted model, not a curated record